Messenger RNA from Rhopalosiphum maidis (corn leaf aphid), 2232 nucleotides. RefSeq names its product glutamate-gated chloride channel-like. NCBI's taxonomy places the organism in Eukaryota, Metazoa, Arthropoda, Insecta, Hemiptera, Aphididae. Gene Ontology annotation, cellular component: synapse; neuron projection; membrane. The coding region runs from base 533 to 1843 and encodes 436 amino acids. Gene Ontology annotation, molecular function: neurotransmitter receptor activity; transmembrane signaling receptor activity; chloride channel activity. Gene Ontology annotation, biological process: nervous system process; chloride transmembrane transport; chemical synaptic transmission. The record is from RefSeq and is a predicted model, not a curated record. The transcript has 12 exons.
CAUGAAAUAUAUCGUCCACGCAGUGCCCGCUUAGCCGUUGCUCGUUCACGGUGCAUCGAUAAUUUGUUGAGCCACCGCAAUAGUAAGACAACGAUAUCAUAAAAUAGUUCGAUUAGGAUUCGUAUCAAUAAUAAACACGAUACGACCAGAGGCAUCUAUUCUAUUUGUCUAAUCGUUUUUUUUUUCGGCUUAUAAAAUAAUUCCAUUUUGCGGCGUUUUAAUUUACACAUCCGUUGGUAUAGAGCACAUCAUCGACGUUGUCUGAUUAUACCAGACGGCACACAUCGUUCGAACGAGAUCGCGUGUAUGUAAAAUUCGACGUUUGCGGGUUUGCAGAUUAAGGAGUCGAAAACAGAACGUGAAAGAACCGCAAUCCGCCACUGUCUAAUGGAAACGUGGUAUAUUGUUUCUUUCCUUCUGUGUAACAUGUUCUAAAGUGCAGAAACAAAAAAAAAAUCGUUUUAGUGCUCAGUUAUCGGUAUGAGCAUACAAUUACAAGUUAUAUUGAAUAUUGUAUAAUAUAUUGUAGACGAUGAAAUUUUCCAAAAUAUUGUAUGCAUCGUUACUAUAUGUAUCAAUAUUGAAGUAUACAGAAUCACUGCAGACAAAAGAAGUACCAUUUAAAUUUGAAAAUGGAAAAUCGGACAAACAUAUACUUGACCAUCUAUUGAACACCGAUAUUUAUGACAAGCGAUUAUUGCCACCGUCUUAUGGUCCUUCAAUAGUCAAUGUCAGCGUAGUGUUAUUUACAUUGUCAUCCCCCGACGAAUCAAGCUUGAAAUACGACAUUGAAUUUCUGCUGCAACAAGAAUGGUAUGAUUCAAGACUACAGUUUCCCAAUCAGACGGCUUUUAGCGUUCUGAACGGCAUCCACCAUCAGGGCGACAUUUGGCUGCCGGACACGAACUUUCACAUGCACGGCGACUUUAAGCCAACCCAGAGGCCCAUACGAUUCACUCUGAACGUGUACGGUGAUGGCCGAGUAGAGUACACAACCAGGCGUCAUCUGUCGUUGUGUUGUGAAGGAUCAAUGAAUAUAUUCCCAUUUGAUCAACCAUUAUGUACGUUUGCCAUGGAAAGUAUAUCAUAUGAGAAGUCUGAUUUAAAAUAUGUCUGGAAAGACGAUAAUUCAGUUUUAGUAAAAUCAUCUAAUUUGAAAACUUCAAAUGCUUACUUGGAGCGAAAUCGAACUUAUGAAUGUGCUUCUACUGGUAGUUGGAGAGGUAAUUACAGUUGUCUACAAGUGGAAAUGAUAUUUAGUAGAGAUAGAACGUUUUACUUUGCUACUAUUUUCAUACCAGGCUUAAUUUUAGUUACUUCAUCAUUCAUCACAUUUUUCCUUGAAUGGGACGCAGUACCAGCAAGAACAAUUAUUGGCGUUACGACAAUGUUGAAUUACUUUACGACUUCCAACAGCUUCCGUCGGACCUUGCCCGAUGUAGCUAAUUUGACUGCUAUGAAUGUUUGGGACGGAGUCUGUAUGUGCUUUGUAUUUGCCAGUUUUGUAGAAUUCGUAAUAGUAAAUUGUACGGGGAGGAGAAAAGUAAAAUCAAACAUUUCAAGUAACGCGGGAAAUUGCAGUAUUUCAAAGAAGAUUUCCAAGGAAGUUAAAUGUCCAGAAUGCGCCCAAAAUGUAUGCUCACAUUCGCUUCUCAUAGAUGUUCUCCCAAAAACAAACGAAAAGAUCUUGACAAAAUCAACUGAUCCAGUCCAUUUGGCCAAGACGAUCGAUAUGGUGGCCCGGUUCACGUUUCCGUCAGCGUUCGUCAUGUUCUUGGCGUUCUUCUUUUUCUACUAUUCGGUGAAUGCCCACAAUCGUGGUAUAUCCAUUGGCACCGAUUGAAUUAGCUGUCGACCAUUCCUCUAAUGAUCUAAAACGUAUCGUGAAGACCCCCAUCCAUUCCCCAUAUCCCAUCCCAAAUACGACUCAAAAUGGAGGAUUCACUGUCAUGGUCCGUCUUAAUUUAUAUAAGUAAAACAGUGUUUCACCGCAUUUGUCCCGUCAAAAUAUUAUGAUUAAAUUUAAAUUAAUAUAAAAACAGAUCUCGGAAAAUCAUUACCCUCAAGUCUGAAAGUCACGAUUAUUUUAAUUUUUUUCUUUUUAUCUGGUUUACCUAAAUUUUAAAUUAAAACUUGUAUUUUCAAAAUGACCAACUCAUAAAUCUAAGAAGUGUAAAUAUUAUUGUAGAAAUUGAAUUGUUUAUUUCUAUUAAACAGUAUUCAAAUAUUUAA